Messenger RNA from Zingiber officinale, 729 nucleotides. RefSeq lists its product as uncharacterized. The coding region runs from base 1 to 729 and encodes 242 amino acids. The record is from RefSeq and is a predicted model, not a curated record. Lineage: Eukaryota; Viridiplantae; Streptophyta; Magnoliopsida; Zingiberales; Zingiberaceae. The transcript has a single exon.
AUGGCUCGACUGAUCUGUGAUCACCAUCACCACCACGACCUGCUGCUAUCGGCCGACGAAAUAGAGCCUUUCCACUGUUACGGGUGCUGGGAGAAGGGUCUCGGCGCUCGAUACGCCUGCGUCGAGCGGUGCGGCCAUGUUCUCCACAAGUACUGCGCAAACCCCAGGGAAAUCCUCACGCAUCCUUUCUUCCCCGACUGCACCUUCCACUUCCUCGAGGUGAGCAAGCCCAACCGCCGGUGCGACGCCUGCGGCGGGGACGUUAACGGCUACGUCUACCACUGCUUCGAGCAAGGCUGGGACUUACACCCCUGCUGCGCCUACCUCAAGCAUCGCAAGCUAGUCGAAACAGAGGAAGGAGACGGAAGCAUGUUGUUGACUCUCCACCGCAGGGAGCGGUCUGAGUGCUUCGUCUGUGGCAAGAAGAGGCUGAACAGGAACGCCAGAAGCUGGACGUACGUGUCGGAGUGCGGGAAGUACCACUUCCAUGUGGCCUGCAUGAAGAAAGAGGCGAUUGAGGCUGCGGACGAGGGCAGAGGGCAGGAGAUUGAGAAGCUGGCGAAUAAACUCUCGGUUGCUGGUAGAUCAAGAAGCGCAAAGGCAAGUAAAUUUGCAAAGAUAGCGAAGAUCGUGAAGAUUGCCAUCGGCUUCGUGAUGGCCGCCGUCGUCGGAGAUCCGAGCACACUUCUCAUCUCCGUUAUGACCACCCUCUUCAGUAAUAAUGGAUAG